This is a messenger RNA of Protobothrops mucrosquamatus (brown spotted pit viper), 450 nucleotides long. RefSeq names its product adaptor related protein complex 2 subunit sigma 1 (gene AP2S1). Gene Ontology annotation, biological process: intracellular protein transport; clathrin-dependent endocytosis. The record is from RefSeq and is a predicted model, not a curated record. Gene Ontology annotation, molecular function: clathrin-cargo adaptor activity. Gene Ontology annotation, cellular component: intracellular membrane-bounded organelle; AP-2 adaptor complex; membrane coat. Lineage: Eukaryota; Metazoa; Chordata; Lepidosauria; Squamata; Viperidae. The transcript has 5 exons. Bases 8 to 436 code for a protein of 142 amino acids.
AGCCGUCAUGAUUCGCUUUAUCCUGAUUCAGAACCGGGCUGGCAAAACCCGCCUGGCCAAGUGGUACAUGCAGUUUGAUGAUGACGAGAAGCAAAAGCUGAUCGAGGAGGUGCAUGCGGUGGUCACCGUCCGAGAUGCGAAGCACACUAAUUUUGUGGAGUUCCGCAACUUCAAGAUCAUCUACCGGCGUUACGCUGGGCUCUAUUUCUGCAUCUGCGUGGACGUGAACGACAACAACUUAGCUUACCUCGAGGCCAUUCACAACUUUGUGGAGGUUCUGAACGAGUAUUUUCACAACGUCUGCGAGCUUGACCUGGUCUUCAACUUCUACAAGGUCUACACGGUGGUGGACGAGAUGUUCCUCGCUGGAGAAAUUCGGGAAACCAGUCAGACGAAGGUGCUGAAGCAGCUCCUGAUGCUGCAGUCGUUGGAAUGAUCUGCGGGGGGGUG